CUGCUCCAAGCAACCACAAUGCCUAGCAUACAGACUACAGUCAAUUUCCCAAUCCGGAAGACAAGAUCUGGAACAAAGAAUGCUGCUGUUGUUAAGAACCAAGAUCAGCUUAUUAUUUCUAAACAUUCUGUGUCGGCCAAGAAAAAUUACUUAUCAAGACCUCGCAGAAAAUGCGAAGUAGAUCGAGAUGAAAAUAGGGAAAAUAGAGGAGAACAAAGUACUGAGUUAAAUAAAAAUAUAGCCAGCAAUAGAAACAGUCCACAAGCUUUUUGUACUCCUAGAACACCAAAGAAAAGCCCAAGUAGAGAUACCCAACUUGGGGAGUUGUGUUCACCAUCGAAACGUGCAAAAGAAAGUUCUGAGAAUAAUGCACCAGAAAUUCUUCAAACUCCAGAAACAGGAAAGAUCUCUCCUUUAAGGACGAAGAACAUAACUCAGAGUGAACCAACUCAUGCACCAGUACGCAGGAAUAUAUUUGGAUCUAAGUCAUUUACCACAGUUCAGCUUUCUAAACGUGAUGUGUCCUGCUACCAGCAUGCUCGCCAAGUUCUGCACACAUCAGUUCCCUCUAGGAUUCUUUGUCGUGAGAAAGAAAUAUUGGAAAUAGCAGAUUUUAUAGAUAGCCAUCUAGAUCAUCGUUCAUCCGGUUCUAUGUACAUUUCAGGAGCUCCUGGUACAGGAAAAACUUGCUGUUUGACUCAAAUCUUAGAAGCAAAGAAGUUAAAACGAAAUUUCAAGUCCAUCUUUGUCAACUGCAUGAGUUUUAGAAGUUCUACAGCCAUCUACAACAAGAUUUCUUCUGAGUUAAGUUGUAUGCCAAAUUCUAGUUCCCAGCGAGAUGUCUUGAAAAGCAUUGAAAAGAAACUAACAGAUACAGGAAGUAUGGUAGUUCUGGUACUGGACGAAAUAGAUCAUCUGGACAGUAAAAACCAGGAAGUUCUUUACACACUAUUUGACUGGCCAAGACAGAAGAAUUCCAGACUUCUUUUAAUAGGAAUAGCUAAUGCCUUUGACCUAACAGAGCGAGUCCUUCCACGACUCCAGGCUUUGGGUUGCCAACCACCAGUCCUUCACUUUAAACCUUACACCAGGCAGCAGAUUGUUACCAUUCUUGAUGAUAGACUCAAGGAGAUCCAAAGUACUGGUACCCAUGUGAUUCACCCUAUGGCUUUACAGCUUUGUGCUAGGAAGGUUGCGGCUUGUGCUGGAGAUAUUAGGAAAGCUUUGGAUGUUUGUAGUGUACCUUUUUAUGUGAAAUGUCAACAGAUUUUAAAGCCAACUGCAGAUGAUGGUUGCAAUCCUGGAAGUCCAAGAAAAUCUUUAUCUAGUUCAUCCCUCCCAGUAACACCAGUUGGCAUGCAACAUAUUUCUUCAGUUCUUCAUGAAGUCUAUGGUUCUCGUGUCCUAUCUUCAGAUUCUGAAAAUAGUGCUAGGUUUUCUACAAUGCCAUUACAACAUAAGAUUUUACUGUGUUCUUUACUUUUGGUCUUGAGAAAUGGAAAAGUCAAAGAAGUGCCAGUAGGAAAGCUGCAAGAAAUUUGGACAAGAUUGUGCAAAAAACAUCAUGUGAGUGAAUUCGACCAAUCCGAGUUUAUGGGUAUUUGUACCCUGGUGGAAUCUCAGGGUGUCAUUGGUCUCAAGAAGCACAAAGAAUCAAGACUGACCAAGAUCACUUUGAAGAUAGAUGAAAAAGAAGUUGAACAUGUAAUUCAAGAUAAGAUGUUGCUAGCUUCAGUACUUAGUGACAAAACAGUCCUGAAAAAAUGAAAAUUGUUGAGCGUAUUAAACCAGUUUUAAAAUAUUUAGUUGUAAGAAUGAUGUAUAAUGUAAAUAUUAAGAGACUGUUUUUACAAAAGUGAAAAGUUUUGA
Messenger RNA from Limulus polyphemus (Atlantic horseshoe crab), 1869 nucleotides. RefSeq names its product cell division control protein 6 homolog (gene Cdc6). The record is from RefSeq and is a predicted model, not a curated record. The coding region runs from base 19 to 1767 and encodes 582 amino acids. Gene Ontology annotation, cellular component: nucleus. Gene Ontology annotation, molecular function: ATP hydrolysis activity; DNA replication origin binding. Gene Ontology annotation, biological process: cell division; DNA replication initiation; mitotic DNA replication checkpoint signaling. The transcript has 12 exons. Lineage: Eukaryota; Metazoa; Arthropoda; Merostomata; Xiphosura; Limulidae.